UCCCGUUCCGGUCCGGCUUUACCUGUUCUGACUAAUCCAAUCCAAACGAAGCUUCACCUUCUUCUUCAUCUUUCCUUUUACUGUGUUCAUUCAUGUCAAUUUCCUAAACCCUAAAACCUAAAUUAAAAAAUAAAAUGAAACUAGUGUUAGGUGGCUAUGCUUCUUCUUCAAUUUCGUCUUCAAUUCAGUUCUUAGCUUUCCCAAUCUUCAAUUAUUCAUUCCCCUGUUUUAAUUGGAAUCAUAAUUUUAAUAACAGAAUCAUCAUGUCCCCGUCUCCUAUUCUUCGUUGCUCUUCGGAUUUUUCUUCCAUCGCCGCCGGAGACGACUCCACCGCCGCGGAGGCUGUUACAAAGCCAAAGCAGCAGCAUCCUUGGCUCAUUGUUGGGCUCGGUAAUCCUGGCAAAAAAUAUCAAGCCACUCGCCAUAAUGUAGGUUUUCAGAUGGUUGAUGCUAUAGCUGAAGCUGAAGGGAUAUCUAUGUCCACUGUUUCCUUCAAAGCUCUUUUUGGAAAAGGUCUUAUCGGAAAUGUUCCUGUAAUGCUUGCCAAACCACAAACUUUCAUGAAUGCAAGUGGUGAGUCUGUUGGGGCUAUUGUCUCAUAUUACAAGAUUCCACUGAAACAAGUACUUGUGAUUUAUGAUGACCUAGAUUUGCCUUUUGGGAAGUUGCGACUAUUGCCAAAAGGUGGACAUGGAGGGCAGAAUGGGAUGAGGAGUAUAAUUGAUCGCUUGAAAGGAAAUCGGGAUUUUCCUCGUUUAAGAAUUGGUAUUGGGCGGCCACCUGGGAAAAUGGAUGCAGCGUACUAUGUUCUCCGACCUUUCGAUAAACGAGAGCGUGAAGAGUUGGAGUUUACGAUUCAUCAAGGCAUAGAAGCCAUCCGAAUUCUCUUACUGGAGGGAUUUAAUAAAAGUGCAACGUUUGUCAACACUGCAAAAACUGUGGACCAAUGUAGUUAACAGUGGCUCUUAUACCUAUCUAUUGAUUCAUUGAUCACAAAAAAAUGGUCAUCAAAAUUGAAGUUUUUGGUCCGUCGAAUAUUUGUUUUGUUGGAAGAGAAGGCGGGCAAAAACAUCAGUCCUUUUAUAGCUUAUGAUUCUUUUUUUUUCUUUUAAAGAACAAAAUGAUGUUUUAUUAUUGUCUGUCCUAUAAUUAACCCCUCAUUAUACUUGUCUUAAGAAAUUGGCAAUGCUAAACCUAUGUCUACUUCAACUCAUUUGAAUGACUGUAGAUGGAAAAUUGGAUAUGCAUUAAUGCUUGGUAGGGGAGUGUACUUGGAUGGUUACUUAA
Mercurialis annua (annual mercury) is the source of this 1287-nucleotide messenger RNA. Its product is annotated as peptidyl-tRNA hydrolase, mitochondrial. NCBI's taxonomy places the organism in Eukaryota, Viridiplantae, Streptophyta, Magnoliopsida, Malpighiales, Euphorbiaceae. Gene Ontology annotation, molecular function: peptidyl-tRNA hydrolase activity. The transcript has 8 exons. The record is from RefSeq and is a predicted model, not a curated record. Bases 135 to 956 code for a protein of 273 amino acids.